Naegleria gruberi is the source of this 855-nucleotide messenger RNA. RefSeq lists its product as uncharacterized. The record is from RefSeq and is a predicted model, not a curated record. Lineage: Eukaryota; Heterolobosea; Eutetramitea; Acrasida; Naegleriidae. Bases 1 to 855 code for a protein of 284 amino acids. The transcript has a single exon.
AUGGCUUGUAAAUUGGAAUUGGUUUAUUGCAAAAACAAACAGAUGACGAAUUUGCUGAAUAGAUUUUGGAGGAUGGCAAUCAAACAAAUAUUUAAUUUGGAUGAUCAGUGGAUGAAGGAUUAUCAGAACUUUAUUGAUGAACAUUUCAAAGGAAAUAUGAAAAGUUUAUUUGCUGGUCUUUGUCAUGCCAACAAUUCUCUCCUUAAAAAGGCUGUAAAGGAGAAGAGAGCUAGUUAUAGACCAAUAUUAUCUUCUAUUGUUGCCUCAAUAAUGACCUAUUAUGACUGUGGAUUGAUUUCAGACGAUGGUUGUGAAAAACACAAGAUUGUUUCAAUGAUUGAAGGUAGCUCCACACCCAGCACUAAUCCUGAUUCAGACAUUGUCGAUACUCGUACCGAAGUGUGUGUUGACUUUUUCAUGACUUUUUCUAUUAAGGAAAUUAAAGUUAACACCUUAAAAGAUUAUUUAAAUGCUGAUCCACCCCAAACACCUAAAUUUAAAAGUGCACUUUCCAUUUGUAGAUCAGAUAAUGAGGAAUCAUUCCAAUACAUGAUUAAUGGGUUGAAAUACUGUUUGGAACUUAAAAAGACCUACAAAUUUCCCUGCCUUGUAAUAUUAAAUUCCUUAGGAAGUGGUCCACAUCUCGUUUCUCAAGAGAGAAUUGAGCAAUCACUCAAAGAUAUUGGAUUUUCAUUUUACAAAGUAUUCAAUCUCACAUCAGAACCUAGCCCAACAAUGUUACCAUUUCACAGCGAGUUUACACAGGAGGCAUGUCUCAAUGAUGUCUGCGUUAAGAGAGAAGAUUUAAUGGAAGCACUAGAAAGAAGUGUUAAGAAGAAAUGUCUCAUUCAAUAA